AUGGAUGUUGCGGCACCCCAUGGGAGCCCACGCUCGAGUGUGCGCUUUAACCUUGAGAGCGAGCAUGCGCGUGAGCAAUCCAAGGGCCUCGGGGAAAUGGAAAAAAAGACGAGGGCGUUGGAGCGACAGGUGAGGGUGUUGCUAAAAGAGCGCGAGAACCACCUGGAUGCUCUGGAGGAAAUGCAUCGAGCGGUCCAGAGCUCGAAUGCGGAGGCUGAACUGCUACGAAAGGAACUUCAAGUAAAAGCUGCUGAAGUGGAAGAGAUUAGAGAAAAGGCCAAAAAAGAAGCUCUGUGGGUCGUAAAGAGCGAGUGGCGUACCAAACUGGAUGGCUUGGCAAGAAGCAACACUCAACUUCUUCACGAGGUGAGGCUUCGAGACAAGAGCCUUGAGGAGCUCCAGCAGAAGUUGUGCGAACUCAGCAAGGCGGAAGACACGGGUGCCCCGUUGCUUGACAGAGUCACACUGCUGACGGCAGAACUUUUGCGUCGGGAAAAGAUAAUGAGUGAAAAGGAUGCCGUGCUUUACGCCUACGAGGCGCGGUUAGAACGGGCGGAGCGGGGAAGCCUUGGUGCGUUGGAGUCACAGUGUCGGGCGGAGAUUCGGGCCAGUGAACUCUCUAAGGAGCGGGAUGUGUAUCUGCGGGCACUCAAGGAAUUGUUUGCUCGAAAUGAAGAGCUCGGAAAAUGUGUAGAGAAAAAAGUUUCCUCUUCUCAAAGUAUGAGCGAAGGUUCAGUGCACACUCCGGAGCUGUCUCCUGAACUGUGCGAGAAGGACACAGGGACAGAA
This is a messenger RNA of Trypanosoma cruzi, 789 nucleotides long. RefSeq lists its product as uncharacterized. NCBI's taxonomy places the organism in Eukaryota, Euglenozoa, Kinetoplastea, Trypanosomatida, Trypanosomatidae. The record is from RefSeq and is a predicted model, not a curated record. The annotation marks the transcript as partial. The transcript has a single exon.